AGUUGCAUCACGUCUGGCAGUGGCUUGGCAACUAUCCCGGCCUCCUCGCGACACUCCGCAUGCGUGGCGCACACCCUUAACGAGAAGCACAGAUAGAGACUGGCAGCUCGGGAGAGGAAAGGAGCAGGCGGGGUGACGUGAGGCAACAGCGCGGCAGCCGCUGGCCCGGGGUAGACGGCGGGCUGGCUGGGACAGUCGCCGGCACGAGAUGGCGCCGAGCAGACAGCUGCUGCAGCUGGCGGUCCUGCUGACUGCGGCGCGGGUCUGCAGCUGCGCCCUGGCGGACCACAUCUCGGUGUGCCACCGCAGCGACCCACGAGUCGACGACUGCAUCAACGCCUCCAUCGACGCCCUCCGGCCCAAGCUGCGAGUGGGCAUCCCGGAGUGGAGCGUGCCGCCCAUAGAGCCGCUGACUAUAGACCGCGUGACUCUGAGGCGCGGGCCGAACAGCGCGCUCCUGGAGGCCGUGGUGCGCAACGCCACCGCGUGGGGCGGCUCGGACUUCGUCAUCACCAACCUGAAAUCGGACCUGGACAAGAACGUGUUCCGGGCCAAGGUGUUCCUGCCCAGGAUCCGGUUCGAGGGAGACUACCAGCUGAAGAUGACGUUCCUGCUGUUCCACAUCCAGGGGCAGGGCUUCAUGACCGGCAGCUUCAGCAACUACACGUGUGACCUGCUGAUGAAGGGCCACAAGGUGAGCAAGGGCGGGCAGGAGUUCCUCGAGUUCGAGAAGAUGAGGUUCAAGCUGAAGGUCGGCGACGCUCGUUUCAACCUGUCCGACCUGUUCGGCGGAGACCCGGUCCUUGGUCCGGCCACCAACACCCUCAUCAACGACAACUCUGCCCUCAUCCUCGAGGAGGUGACGCCGGCCUUGGAGAAGUCCCUGGAGGACAUCUUCACCAGGAUCGCCAACAGCAUCACCCUCAAGUUCCCCUACGACGAGCUCUUCCCCUAGUCGCCAAGGAGAGACACUACCCAACCUAGCGCAAGUUCUUCUGAGGGGCGUCGAUACGGCCCCCGAGAUCGUCUUGUGCAGAGGAGAGAGUUACCAGCCCUAGCAGAGAGGGCCAUCAAGCCAAAUAUCGCACUAAUGGGACACAUACCACCAUCAUUCAUCCUUCAACAUAGUUGAAUGCAAUAAAAGCGUAAACGUAACUACAUAUUCAUUUAGGGGACCAAUAAUAAAAAUGUGCAAAAUGUAAGAAACGUAAAACAGGAUCAAUUUACGCUACAUCAAAUUUGCAUUCAAACAAAAAAACAAGGGUAUGAAAACAUAAACUGGAAAUAAAAUCCAUACAAACCCUUUCGAGUUUCAACUUGCUUCAAACCCUGACAGCAAUGCAGUAACCUUAAAUGUCCUAAAAUACUUUCCAAGUGCUUAAAACACCAACUUGGUACAUUUACAUUUCAAUAAUCCUUCAAUACAAUGUUCAAACAAACUAGAUUAGAUAUACGUACAGUAGACUUAUGAUAGACCAGCAUGUUCCGACUUUGCAAAAGCGUGAUAAUGGAAAAUGCUGGAUAUUCAUGCGGUCCUACAAUGACCACUGAAUGCUAAAAUGUAGAGCAAACAUAUCUGCAAGAUUGUGUUUGACAACAAACAUUGUUUAGCAGGAGCAUCAUACCAAAACUAUGCAACCCAAGACAAAAUGGCAAUUUAUUUUUCUGUCAACGACUGCUGAUUUCUGCUGAAGAAAAUGAAGAGUGCAUGUCAAUUGCAAACCGCACUUAACACUUACAGCUUCUUCCAGAUAGAGGACUUCAAACUAGAACUACUUAUGUCUUAAAGUGGUACUGUAAAAGUGUUUCACCUUAGAAAAAAAUAGGUUUUUACUUUUUAGCAUAAGUUUGCUUUGUUGGCUUAAGUGCCAUACCAUUGAAUGUAAACUAUCAAAAUCAACUGCAACAAAUUACAGCUAAUUAAAAUGCACAGCAUUAAUGAAAACAAUUACACUUCAAAAAAUACCCAUAUAUCAAUAUGAAAUAAACUUCUACAGCCAA
Bacillus rossius redtenbacheri is the source of this 2001-nucleotide messenger RNA. RefSeq lists its product as uncharacterized. NCBI's taxonomy places the organism in Eukaryota, Metazoa, Arthropoda, Insecta, Phasmatodea, Bacillidae. The record is from RefSeq and is a predicted model, not a curated record. The coding region runs from base 209 to 955 and encodes 248 amino acids. The transcript is spliced from 7 exons.